Molecule: messenger RNA, 1199 nt
Organism: Drosophila kikkawai
Lineage: Eukaryota; Metazoa; Arthropoda; Insecta; Diptera; Drosophilidae
Product: microfibril-associated glycoprotein 4
Source: RefSeq, a predicted model, not a curated record
UCUCAUUCGCGUUCGCACUGCGCCUCCGAACGGCAGCUAGUUAGCUUAGCUUAGCUUAGUCAGUUACUUAGUCUGUUGCCAAUAUGUCGCAGAUGCUGCAGCUGGACGCCUUGGUCAUGGCCAUGGCCUGUCUAUCCACCACGCAAACGGACCUGGGCGGCGGUCUGAUGGUGCCUCCGUCCCUGGAAAAUGCCAGCUCCAUCAGCUGUCCUGUACCCACUGUGAGUGGCCUCUCCACUCGGAUUCAGACUCUAAACAAGGAAAUAGCCAGUGUCAAGGAGCAGAUUGGCAGCCUGCAGGAGCAAUUGGCGGAUCUUAGGAGGACAGGGGGUCCGCCAGUGGUGGCACUGGCUUCGCCCACCCUGGGCUCCCGCUUACCUUCCGCCAGCUUGGAUGUACAGCCCCAGCUGCUGGGCCCCGGCAUUCCCGCUCCUGCCACCGGUACGCCGGAGAACUGCAUGAAGCAGCAGCAUGGCGUAGUCCGUAUCCGACCCCGCCAGAAUGCCGAACCCUUCUUCGUGUUCUGCGACCAGAAAGUGCGCGACGGCGGCUGGACUUUGGUGGUGAAUCGCAACAACGGCAACGAGGCCUUCAAUCGCAAUUGGGCAGACUACAAGAUCGGCUUUGGCCCCCUCACAGGCGAGUUCUUCAUCGGUCUGGACAAGCUGCACGAGAUCACCAGCAGCGACAACUAUGAGCUGCUGGUCCAGCUCCAAAACCGCAAGCAGGAGCUGCGUUACGCGCUCUACGACCACUUCAGCAUCGGCAGCGAGUCGGAGCAGUACCGGCUGAAUGUCCUGGGCAAGUAUCAGGGCGAUGCAGCCGAUGGCCUGCGCCCGCACACCGGUAAGAAGUUCAGCACCCAGGACAAAGACAACGACGAGAGCGAGGAGAACUGUGCGGCAGUGCAGUCGGGAGCCUUUUGGUAUGGCAGCAGCUGCAACCUCAGCAAUCCCUUUGGCGUGUAUCAACGCACUCUGGAGCGGGAUUUGGAUGGCUACAAGGGUAUCCUGUGGCGCGGCUUCCUGGACGGACCCAAGGGUUCCCUGAAAAUAGUUCGCAUGAUGGUGCGACCACGUGGUGAUUCGUAAAUAAAUAUUUGUAUAUGUAUUUCAUAGCAACAAAGACACCCAUUUGGUUAUAAAACAAUAAAAGUGAGGUUUAGAAACAAAAAUAAAGUAUAAUAGCAAAUUAUAAAA